GGCAUUAGAUCUUAUAAUAAAAUCAUUAUGGAUUCUUCUUCAUCUUUUGUUUGUAUCAAAGAAUAUCUUUGAUCCUCUUCAUUGUCUUCUUCCACAAGGAGAUUAUGAUGCUAUGCUGGCCUUCAAAGCAGGGCUCUUUAACAAUCUUGAUUCCCUCAUCCGACUGGAGCUUCACAACCUUUCUGGCUCUCUUCUUCUUUUGCUUACCUUCAUUCAGCCGAAGAACAACUCAGUAGGAGCAAGCUCCGGCGAGCACUGACGUAGGUACUCAAACUUCACUUUCCCUUUCCCUCAGUAUUCCUUCGUGCGCUUACUGGUGUGGCUUGGUGCAUUAUCAAAUAUCACCACAGUCUUCUUGAGUCAUAACCUAUUUGGUUUUCCAAGAAAUCCAAGAGUUUAUCUAGGCAUUCUUCAAAUUUCUCAGAGUUCAUCCUGCCGUGAAACGGGUUUGUAAAUGAGUUUUCUCGUGUGGUGAUGGAAGAAGUCAGAAACAGAGACUCCUGAAACAUCUUAUUGUUCAGCCGGUAGUCCACCCCUUUCUCCAACCAUGUGUAAGAGGAUCAAGUGUCCCUGUUGAUGGCACUUUCGUAAAAAAAUUGACCACCUAUUCUCCUAUCUCUUCUUUAGUUCUAACAUUAAAACUCCUACUCACACUAUUUGCUUUUGGAGCAUCUUUUACACCCAACCAAAUCGGUUUCAUUUGUUCUUGCUUUGUCAUAUUUACCAAUCAAGAGCAGCCUCCACAAGAUCACCAGUUGAUAAAAGAAGAAUGUCUCCCAGACCCACACAAGUUUGGAAGUAUUUAAUAAGGUGGGUCAUCCUGAGGGACUCUUGUAAAGGUAUGGGGAAGCCGGCGUUGCAGUGCUACUAUCGGCUUUGAUGAGUAUAGAAACUACAGAAGGCUAAGCAUGGUGCUAUGAACUCGAUGGGCUACUCUA
Messenger RNA from Moneuplotes crassus, 938 nucleotides. NCBI's taxonomy places the organism in Eukaryota, Ciliophora, Spirotrichea, Euplotida, Euplotidae. The record is from the annotation of a GenBank genome assembly.